AUGAAUAUGUUAGAUGAUGAUGAUGACCAAAGCUUUCACGCUACGCGUGACAGCUACUCCCAUUUGAGCGGUGUCGAAUGGGAUGCGGUUGAACGGAUGGGUUCAACCGCGGGCAUCCAUGCUGUUAGCGUCAUGCUAGAGGCUCUCAAUAGAGAUGCCCAACAUGCUACUAUCGCCAAGUUCAUUCAAAAUGAACUUGACGCCGAACGCGAGAAAGUAGCCUUGCUUUACCAACAAUGUUCUCAACAAGCAGAGUUGUUAAGAGAACAGGGUGUUCAACAGUUUGAACUGUUGAGACAGCAGCAGGCUGCUGCUGGUGGGUCGAUGCACUCGCGUCGACCCGAGACCUUGAAGAUUGACACCUCCAAGUAUAGGGGAGUCGAAGAGGACUCCCUCUUGAGAUGGUUUGUCGAAUUAGACGACGUCAUAAGGGCGCGUCGCAUCGACGACGGGUAUAUGCAAGUUGCAUUUGACCAGUCAAAUCUGGCAGGACGUGCCAAGACUUGGGCUUUGGGGCUCAAGUUGCACGACCCAUAUGCGUUUGGGUCGUUAGAAGUCUUCAAGUCGCGGCUCAGACAAACGUUUGAACCGCCUAGAGCUGAGUUCAGAGCUAGAACUGAACUCUUGAAGCUCAAACAGGGUAAGCGUGAUGUGGUCUUGCGGAUGGUCCCGUCAAGACUCACCUGUUCCGACUUGAACUAG
This is a messenger RNA of Peronospora matthiolae, 702 nucleotides long. Lineage: Eukaryota; Oomycota; Peronosporomycetes; Peronosporales; Peronosporaceae. The record is from the annotation of a GenBank genome assembly.